Molecule: messenger RNA, 865 nt
Organism: Cucurbita moschata (crookneck pumpkin)
Lineage: Eukaryota; Viridiplantae; Streptophyta; Magnoliopsida; Cucurbitales; Cucurbitaceae
Product: putative germin-like protein 2-1
Exons: 2
Coding region: 72-725 (217 amino acids)
Cellular component (GO): cell wall
Molecular function (GO): manganese ion binding
Source: RefSeq, a predicted model, not a curated record
UCCAUGGCGUCCCCUGUUUCUUCAUUCCACACCUUAUAGAGACUUGACUUGAAAACAAAGCUUGUACUAAUAUGGCUUCUGCUCAGCUCCUUCUCCUUGUGCCACUUCUUCUUCUCACUUCUUGUGUUGUUAUGGCCUCUGAUCCAAGCCCUCUUCAAGAUUUCUGCGUUGCGGAUGCCAAUAGUACAGUGAAAGUGAACGGCGUGGUGUGCAAGGGCCCCAACCUUGUGACUGCGGGUGAUUUCUUCUUCAGUGGGCUUAACAAAGCAGGCAACACGUCCACCCCAGUGGGCUCUCGAGUGACGGCUGUGAAUGUGGUGCAAAUCCCUGGCCUCAACACGCUCGGCAUCUCCUUGGCUCGUGUCGACUAUGCUCCCUGGGGGAUCAACCCGCCCCACACGCACCCGCGCGCCACCGAGAUUCUGACCGUCCUCGAAGGCACACUCCUCGUCGGCUUCGUCACCUCCAACACCGAGAAUCGUCUCUUCACCAAAGUGCUUUACAAGGGCGAUGUGUUUGUUUUUCCGGUGGGUCUCAUUCACUUCCAACAGAACAUCGGGUACGGACCCGCCGUGGCUCUCGCCGCUCUCAGCAGCCAGAACCCGGGCGUCAUCACCAUUGCAAAUGCAGUGUUUGGGUCUAACCCUGAUAUUCCGGCCAACAUUCUGGCCAAAGCCUUCCAGGUUGAGGAGGCCACCAUCACCAAGAUUCAGUCCAAAUUUUAAGCCCGCUUCUUUAAUGUUAAGGUGUGUUGUGUGCGUCCAUUGUGUUGAGUUUCAAUAAUCAUUGUGUUUUUAAUUAUUAUUUUCGUUUUAGAGUGUUGUUUUGUUGGGUCCCCAUAUUUUGUUCAAUAAAAAUUGAUUGA